AUGUUUGUCGAAUUAGCCAUCGUUGUGGCGGUGCUUCUCGUGUGUUGGUAUCGUAGCUUCCGACCGCGCUCCACGAAUCAGCUGCGACCCUCUUAUCAGAGCCAUCGCAGCACUGCCGGGCUUUGCGCUGGUGACUAUGUCGUGAUUGGCGGCGGUGUUGCGGGGCUCGCUGCAGCCGCGGAGUUGCUACGUCGUACCGAUGAAACAUGUCAGAUCAUCCUGAUCGAAAGUGGGAACGACCCGCAGUCGGCGUCUGCAGCAGCGCUCCUCUUUGAAGUAGGUCGACGCGACCGGUUGUUGUCUUUUGCGCCAGACCUUGUCCGGGUGCCACAGGAACUGCUACUGAAGGGAGUGCGCCCCACCUUUCUAGGUGGCACGCCUGAUGAAGGGUACCUCGCACAGCGCCCGUGGCACUACUUCCAAGAUGAAGAGGUCCUUUUAGGGACCUCUUCGAGUGGGAGCGGCGAAACAUUGUCGGCAGCAAAGGCAAAGGCGAAUCGAUAUCGUCAGCUGCAGUACGCUGCCUACCCCCGUGGUGUCGGGCUUGGUGGCACAGCGCUGCUGGACUGGGGCAUACACCUGAACUCUCUUUGGCCGUCUACGCCGGAGGCGGUGCCAGAUGCCGAAAAGGCAACGUUCAGAACCGCGAUGACCUGCAAUGAAGCAUUGCCGCAGUGGACUCGGUUGCCCAUGCGCUUCCCAGACGUCCGAAAUCCUCUCUCCUGGGCCUUUGCUGAAGCCGUCAAGACUCUCAAGCUAGCUGCACCGUACCUGCCCAGUGUCUCAGCGCCUGUCAAGCGAGGUGCUGUGUUUCCUUGUUACCUGUACCUCGACGAAGAUGGCAGGCGUCUGGCGCUUCCUUCGGCUGUGCUGGGCGACAUCGCAGCAGACGAGCUCCACCGCCGACUGAGCGUGCUGACAGGGUACACGGCGGUGGACUUAGACCUGGCGGCGCAGGACGGCGGCGAGGCCGAAGAGCGUGGGGUGCGCGUUAUAGGUGUGCAAGUGCGCCUCAGUCGCGGUGGCGCAGGUGCGGUCAUCUCCAUCCCCGUGAGAAAGGGCGUAGUUGUUGCGGCUGGAGCUCUGCAUAGUCCGCGCCUGCUACACAGGAUGUCCCGAUAUCGUGCAAUGCGCAUGCUGAAACCUCCAUCAUCCACAGUUCCUGUGCGCGAUGCGCUGGCACUGCCGCUCAUUUUCUCCGCGGUGCAGGCGGUCUCAGCUGACAGCCUCAAUGUGCGGGAUGCGAAGUCGAGCGCGAUAUGGUGGCUCACCCAGCGAGGCCCCUACUUGACACCGCUCUGUGACACAGUUUUGUCGCUACCACUGCCCCACAUCGGCUCACAGGCGGAGCUGCGUGUUGUGCUUUUCCCCUUUGGCGGGCGGGAUGCCGCUCGGUUCAAGGGCAUGGGAUGGGACAUCGUCCUUGGUACCCCGCUGCAGGCCUUCACAAUGCUUCUGAUCUUUCAUGGCAUUGAUGGAUUGGAGCACAUGAUGACGCUGGAUGAAGAAGCGCCUCAGCCUGGUGUAGCGCAUACCCGCGCGCUUUGUUCUCACCAGGCUGUCUGCUCGUUGUCCGAGGAGGUGCACCGCAAGGUUCAGGAUGGGUUCCUUGCAGGCAUCAAGGAGUGCCGCCGCCUCACAGAAGCCGAACCGCUGGCAAGUCUAGCACUCAAGCCGGGAAUCGAAUCAACGGAUUUCACCCUGCUCGUACCUAGCGACGCGUCGAAGGCUGUUCGACUCGCCCAGCUCUCCCGGCUGCCACCAUCGAAGCGCUCGGCCCGCGGGAAGGCGGAACUGAAGCAACUGCUCGAGUGGUCGCACCGCGUCACGGCGACGGAGUCGUACAUGCGUCGUUACGUGGACACGCACGCAUAUUGGCUUGGUUUUGCCAGUGGCAGCAGCGAGGCCUUUUUGGCUUCAUCGUCGUCCACGCCCUGCUCGUCGCGGGUCGCAGGGCUGCAGAACGUGUUUGUUGGCGAUAGCUCCGCCGUUACUACUGCGCAUUGGUCCGGUGUGGGAAAACGCGACACACUUGCGGCAGGCAGUCGUAGCACCUGUAUGGAUGCCGCAGUACGAGCCGUGACGGAGCUUGUGAAGAUCCGCGGGCAGUCGUAG
Leishmania braziliensis MHOM/BR/75/M2904 is the source of this 2115-nucleotide messenger RNA. RefSeq lists its product as hypothetical. Bases 1 to 2115 code for a protein of 704 amino acids. The transcript has a single exon. NCBI's taxonomy places the organism in Eukaryota, Euglenozoa, Kinetoplastea, Trypanosomatida, Trypanosomatidae. The record is from RefSeq and is a predicted model, not a curated record.